Messenger RNA from Papilio machaon (common yellow swallowtail), 1923 nucleotides. RefSeq names its product intraflagellar transport protein 56 (gene Ttc26). The coding region runs from base 116 to 1846 and encodes 576 amino acids. Lineage: Eukaryota; Metazoa; Arthropoda; Insecta; Lepidoptera; Papilionidae. Gene Ontology annotation, cellular component: ciliary base; intraciliary transport particle B; ciliary basal body. The record is from RefSeq and is a predicted model, not a curated record. Gene Ontology annotation, biological process: intraciliary anterograde transport; intraciliary transport involved in cilium assembly. Gene Ontology annotation, molecular function: intraciliary transport particle B binding; protein binding. The transcript has 13 exons.
UGUGUUUGUGUUUGGUGGUUUGUUGCAUCCCAAGGUUGUCAUGACAACGUAAACAAUAUUUUUCCGUAUUAACGUUUAUUUAACAUAAAUUAAUACAUUGUGAAUAUUGUGUAAAAUGAUCCUUUCUCGAUCAAAACCAGCCACAGAGAACCGCACCGGCAGCCAUUCCGCUAAGAAGAAUUUCCCAGAGUUUGAAGAUUUCAUAUUGAAAAGGGAUUAUGUUGGGGCCAUAACUUUGCUUGAAUUCCACAAACACGAAGGCAGAGAGGACGUAUGGCUCGAGGUGUGGACGGCGUGGUGCUGGUUUCACCUGGGCGACUACCGCCGUGCACUGGAUCUAUAUCUACAGCUGCAAGACCGGGAUAACCUUGACACCCGCAUUGUUGACAACUUACCCAUCGAUCUCGCUGUUUGCUAUUUCUAUUUGGGUAUGUACAAAGAAUCGCAGGACGCACUAGAAAAUGCGCCGGAUUGUGCACUAAAGAACCGUCUACAGUUGCACUUGGCACACAAGCUGGGUGACGAGGAGGGCCUGAUGGCGGCGCACGCGGCGCUUAGAGAUGUGCCCGAGGACCAACUCAGCCUUGCUGCGGUGCACUACCUGCGUGCUCAUUACCAGGAGGCUAUUGAUGUCUACAAGAAGUUAUUGCUCGAUAGACGAUAUAAAAGAUACCAGACUGAUGCAAUUGAAUGGAUUAAAGUACUAGCUCAUACAAACUGCACGUACCUUGCUCUGAACGUGUACGUGGCUCUUUGCUACUACAAGCUGGAUUACUACGACGUAUCGCAGGAAGUCCUGGGCGUCUACCUCGCGCAGCAUCCCACCUCUACCGUCGCUGGCAACCUUAAAGCUUGCAACUUGUUUAGGUUGUAUAAUGGUAAAGCUGCAGAGAACGAAUUGAAGCAGAUAUCUUCAGAGCAGCACACCUUUGGACAGGACCUUGUGAGACACAAUCUCAUUGUGUUUCGCAACGGGGAAGGCGCUCUGAAGGUGCUCCCUGAGCUGGUGGACGUGGUGCCGGAAGCUCGAUUGAACCUGGCGUGUGUGAGGUUGCGGCGCGGCGAGGCGCUGGAGGCGCGCGACCUGCUGCAGCCGGUGGAGGCCAGCUCGCCGCUGCACUACAUACUUCGCGCUGUCGUCGCUGUCAGGCUCUACAAUGAAACUGGGGAUGAGGAGCAGAUGAAGUUGGCACAGCACAACUUUCACCUGGUGGGCAGCUCGGCAUCGGAGUGCGAUACCAUCCCCGGCAGGCAGUGCAUGGCCUCCUCAUACUUCCUCGCCGGACAGUUCGAGGAGGUCCUCGUCUAUCUCAACUCCAUCAAGAGCUUCUUUGUCAAUGAUGAUACUUUUAAUUUUAAUUAUGCUCAGGCAAAAGCUGCCACCGGCUUCUAUCGUGAAGCUCAGGAAUGUUUAUUGGCCAUUCAGGAUGAAGAAAUACGGAGCUCUUUCACAUUUCUGUCAUUCUUAUGUCGAUGUCAUGUUAUGAACAAGGAGGCGGAUCUCGCCUGGGAUAUUUGUUCCAAGGCAUCGGGCACUCCUGAUGGCUUCGCUCUUCUGCAACUCGUAGCUAAUGACAGUUACCGUAUGGGGCAGUUCCUUGUAGCGGCGAAAUGUUUCCAAACACUCGAUCGGCUGGACGGUGGUCCCGAGAUGUGGGAGGGUUUGCGCGGCGCGGUGUGCGGAGUGGCGCAGGCGGCCGCCGCGGGCAAGGCGGGCGCGGGCGAGCUGCGGGAGGCGCUGGCGUUACUGCGCGGACCCCCCGCGAGAAACCCAGCGCGCCCCGCUGCGGACCACAUCGCGCGCACCAUCACCAAGUGGGCGCACCAGAACAGGAUACCGGUUUGAACUGAACGUAGCUGGAACGAACUGUAAACGAAAAAUUAAGCCUAGUUUACAUUGUUCCAGUCCAGCGAUAAAAUCUA